AUGGCUCACGGGACCAAGGUGUCGGCGGCGGAGGCCGCCGUCGACGAGCCCCAGCAAGAAUGCUGGUCCGGGAUCCCUUCACCGCCGCCGCCGUGCUUGAUGGUGCCCUGUUGCUGGCGAUCAUGCGAGACCUCACAGUGUUGCCGACAAGUGGGCAAAUGUGGGCCUCAGCGCAUGCUGAUGAAGCGCGGCGUUUUGACCCUCGUGGCGUCGCUGCUGUCCCUGAUUGGUCUGAUCUUCCUUUGCUUGGCGUGCGGUGCAAUCUCCAACGACAAAGGUACCCUUGAACACUUGCAUUGGGGUCGCGCAGAUGCACACCUUGGUCCCCUGGAGAUCGAGACGUACAUGGGUCUCAACUCCCUUCUCAUCAAGUCCAACGUGAAUAACCUCAGUGGUGUCUAUGAUUACGACUCCAUCAACUGUCUCUACGGGCAAACCACGUGCGAAAAAUGCAAGGAUCAAGCCAAAGCCUCAGUCACCACAAUCAUCAUGGCGACCGUGACACAGGUCCCUCAGCUGUUGACGGAUAUCCAGCGUUCGACCGUGGGCGGCGAUCUCAACUGCCAAAAGUUCAUGGGCAUGGCCACCGGCAUUUUUGGCUUUGUUGUAACCAUGAUUGCCAUCCAGACCUUUAAUCUAGAAUGCUUUGAGGAGAUCCCGAGCGCCAUCCUGGUCAACGUGAAUGACGAGACAGUGGUUAUUGAAAUGGACUCGGCUUAUGGACCCGGCUUUAUCCUGCUUCUCGUGGCCACUGUCUUAAAGAUUGCAGACGUGAUUGUCCACGCGCUUCUCCCAACCCCCCAGCACAAAACGGCGCCACCCUACAGUGAAUGGCCCACUGGCCAACUCAAACCUCCAAAGAAAGAUCAAGUGGAAUCAAUUACCAUGGAGCCCAAGAGCAUGAGCAUAUCCGUUUGUGCAGUGUGA
Molecule: messenger RNA, 927 nt
Organism: Monosiga brevicollis MX1
Lineage: Eukaryota; Choanoflagellata; Craspedida; Salpingoecidae
Exons: 1
Coding region: 1-927 (308 amino acids)
Source: RefSeq, a predicted model, not a curated record